Messenger RNA from Micromonas pusilla CCMP1545, 2478 nucleotides. Its product is annotated as EF hand domain-containing protein. NCBI's taxonomy places the organism in Eukaryota, Viridiplantae, Chlorophyta, Mamiellophyceae, Mamiellales, Mamiellaceae. Gene Ontology annotation, molecular function: calcium ion binding; protein phosphatase regulator activity. Gene Ontology annotation, cellular component: protein phosphatase type 2A complex. The coding region runs from base 1 to 2406 and encodes 801 amino acids. The transcript is spliced from 2 exons. The record is from RefSeq and is a predicted model, not a curated record. Gene Ontology annotation, biological process: protein dephosphorylation.
AUGGACGCGCGCGCGGGGACGUCGCGGCCGCGCCCGCCGGGGACGGGGCGGCCGCUGCGUCCGAACAACGGGCGCGUCGCGCGCGCGCCGUCGGUUCCGACGACGAAGCCGUGCGCUCCCACGCUGGACGUCGUCGCCUCCAUCGCGCCGCGACCGCCGCCGCCGGCGUCGAAGCGCCAUCACCACCGCGCCGCCGCCGGUGGUAAGGAGAACGCCGCCGCGUCGUCGUCGUCGUCGUCCGGUCGCGCGGCGUACCUGAACGGGCCCACCGGCGAGCGGUUCGCGGGGCUCGAGCGGAGCCGGCCGUCGGGGGCGUCGGGACGCGCGCGACGAAAGCGAUCGUCCCGCGACGACGACGACGGCGACGACGGCGACGGCGACGGCGGCGGCGGAGGCGCGGUCGGAGGCACGGUAUUCAAGCCGCCGCUUCCGCUGGGCGAUCACGAGAUGCCGUUGAGACGCGCACACAGCGCCGGGAGCGCCAUAUCGCGGUUCAUGGCCAAGCGCGCCGCGGCGAGGGGCGGCGGCGGCGGCGGCGGCGGGAACUUUCGCGGAUGGAUCAGGAGCGACGUCUUCAGGGCGGACUCUUCGGGGGCGUCGCCGUCGUCGAGCGCGAGCUCGAACGGCGGUUCGGCGAAGAAACACCACCGCGGGAGCAAACCGCGGUCGAAGAGCGCGUCCGCGUCGCCGUACGCGGCGUCGCUCCACGGAACGUCGCCGCCGUCGGCGUCGAAAACCGCGGCGAGGUUGUUUCGCAGCCUCGGCGGGCGCGGCGCCGGCGGCGGAGGGUCGAAGCGCGACGACCGCGGGUCCCCGGGGUCGUCGUCGCCGUCCUCCUCCUCGUCUUCCUCGCCGCCGCCGCUGCGGUCGAGCGGCGGCGGGCCCUCGUCGUCGUCGUCGUCGUCGUCUCCGGCUUUUAAGAAGAGAAGCGUCGACGGGCGGACGCGAGCGCGCGCGUCGAGGGCGACGCGCGAGGGAAGAGAGGGAACGAAACAGACGCUGCGAGCCAAGGUGGAGACGUACCGCGAGAGGGUGAAACAUUUGGAGGACGAGAAGGCGACGCUCGCGACCGAGAAAGAGGCGCUCGUGGAGGAGAGCCAGGCGAAAGAAGACGAUAUGAUGGAGCUCAAGAGCAGGAUCGAAGCGUUGGAGAUCGCCGCGUCCGCCGCCGCGACCGCCGCCAUGGACGCCGCGACCGCUUCCGCCGCGCAGAGCUCGGCGCAGUACGUCGUGAGCCCAGAGUUCUCCCCGCCGCGGAUGCCCUCGGCGCACGGCCGCGGUGGACCCGGCGGCGUCGACGACUCCCCGCCGAGGUGGAUGAACAACGUCCGCGCGGGCGGCGGCGGCGGCGGCGGCGGCGAGCGCGCGAGCUCGAGCCCCCAGCGGCGGGGAGGGGCCGCGACGAAGGCGCGCGAGGAGGCCGGAAGGUCGUCCCCGAGGAAGGCGCCGGAGGAGAGAGAAGAGGAAGACUCUAACGAGGACGAGGACGUUGCCGCCGCGCCGGAGAGCCCGCCGCCGACGCCGCCGCGCGCCGUCGCCGUGGCGCUCGCGCUAGAAGCCGCCGCCGCAUCAGCCGCCGCCGCGGCGAACGACGAGAAAGAGGACGCCGCGACCACGCCGCCGUCGUCGCCCGGAAGUGGAACCGUCGGGGAAGAUGAACCGUCGCCGUCGUCGACCGACGCGACCGCGACCGCGAACGCGACCGCGAACGCGCUUCUCUCCUCGCCGCCGAUCGUCGCGGUGUCGCGGUCGCGACCGGCGCCGCGCGCGCCCUGCCUCGCGUGCGCGGCGCUCCCGGGCGUCGCCGCCGAGCGCGACCGCGCGGUGAAAAACCUCGAACGCGCGCUGUUCGAAUCCCGACGCCUGGGCAACGAGUACGCCGCGCGCUACGCGUUCGUGGUCCUCGACGCGGACAGGGACGGGCGCGUCCACGUGGACGAGCUCUUGCGGUACGAGCUGUUCGCGUCGUACGGCCAGGCGGUCGUCGAGCGUAUGCACGCGUACUACGAGUGCGAGGGGUCGGGGACGCGUGGGAGCCUCGACGAGAGCGAUUUUUGCCGUCUGUCCGCGAUGGCGGAGGACAGGGCGGGGAGCGUCGCCGCCGCGCGGUUUUGGUUUCGGGUGUGCGACGUGGACGGCGACGGCGUGAUCUCCGCGCAUGACAUCAAGUGGAUGUACGACGCGAUCUGGAAAGAGGAAGGGACGUGCGUGAGUUUGGAGGAUUUCGUGUGUCAGAUUUUCGACAUGGCGGGGAAGAAGGGCGGCGGCGACGGCGACGGCGUGACGUUUCAGGACAUCAAACGGUCCGGGCUCGGGAGCGGGAUAUUCGGCCUGCUCCUGAACCACAACGACAUGCUUCUGCGGCGCAGCACCGCGGAGUUUUCGAGGAGCGACGUCCCGAUGUGACCGACCCAACGCGAUCGCGACUACCUUCGUUAUAUCAUAGUCUUCUACGUGCACUACCUAUUAGACGACAAA